Messenger RNA from Betta splendens (Siamese fighting fish), 1606 nucleotides. Its product is annotated as olfactory receptor 2AT4-like. The transcript has a single exon. The coding region runs from base 155 to 1168 and encodes 337 amino acids. Gene Ontology annotation, molecular function: olfactory receptor activity; G protein-coupled receptor activity. Gene Ontology annotation, cellular component: membrane. Gene Ontology annotation, biological process: G protein-coupled receptor signaling pathway. Lineage: Eukaryota; Metazoa; Chordata; Actinopteri; Anabantiformes; Osphronemidae. The record is from RefSeq and is a predicted model, not a curated record.
UAUAUUUUUUCUAUCAUGAGUCAGACCUGCAGCCAUUUGGCUGGUGCAUUGAAGUCAGCAGGGUUUAACUGGAUAAUCAUGUAUUUUAAGCUUUAUUUGCAGACCUUGAGCAAAGAAACACAUUUACUGUAAAGUUACUGAGCAUUUGUUGUGCAUGUUGUGUGAAUCAAACAACUGGAGUCCAGUUAUGUCUAAUAUUAGGUCUGCUGUGAACAGCUCUGAAAUCAUUCGUCCUCCAGGUUUUUACAUCAUCGGAUUUCAGUCGUUUCCCUUCAUCAGCGUCUACUUUAUAUUUCUAGCCUUUGUCUACGUGGUCACGCUGCUGUUCAAUGCUUUAGUGAUUUAUACAGUUGCAUUGAAUGGUUGUUUACACACGCCAAAAUUUGUGGCUGUGGUCAACCUCGCAUUCAUCGACGUCAUCCUCAACUCUUCUACUAUUCCUGGGAUGAUGAAAAUCUUCCUGUUCAAGGAAAACUUUGUUCCUUUUGACCUGUGUUUGGUGCAGAUGUUCGUUUACUACACGUCUGCGUCUCUGGAGUCGUUUGCUCUUGCUAUUCUCGCCUAUGACAGGUUGGUUGCGAUAUGUUUCCCCCUGCGUCAGAACUCUCUGAACACACUGCGCAGCAUGUCCUACAUCAUCAGCGUGACCUGGUGUUUUACUCUGGGCAUCUGUGCGUUUGCCAUCGGGAUAAUGACUCAAUUGUCUUUUUGCAAAUCUGUCAAUGUGUACGGGUACUUCUGUGACUAUUUGCCUGUAUUUACACUGGCCUGUAACGACUACUCACUGCACUGGUAUCUGGCCUCAACUCUCUUUAUAAUGAUUCUCGGUGGACCCUUUAUUUUUAUUUUUCUGUCCUAUAUCAGCAUCCUGGUCACUGUGUUCAGGAUGAAAUCUAUAGACAGUCGAGUAAAAGCUUUGGCUACUUGUGUUGAGCAUCUGAUCCUUGUUGCUCUGUAUUACAUUCCUCUUAGUACUAUUUUUAGUGUGCAGUAUUUUAGUGUGCAACGCAUUGACCCAAACCAGCGGGUGCUCAGCCUGUCUCUGGCCUCAUGUUUACCACCCUGUGUCAAUCCCAUUGUAUAUUCUUUCAAAACCAAAGAAAUUAGAGUCAGAGCUCUGGCUCUAAUAAGAGCAAAGAAAACAGGCAUGGACAUAAAGUUUGGUUAAUAAAGAAAAACAAUGUGUUUUUUAAUGAAUUAUUUGCCCAUUGAUGAUGAUGAUGAUGAUGGAGUGAUAAGACUUUAAUUAAUUCUCUUAAACACAAGCUUCCAGGCAGCUUUCAAUCACUACUUAAUCUAACACUGACAGCAUCUGUUACUGGACAACACCCUCUUAGAACAGAGGAUCUGAAGCCAGUGUCGUCUCCUACGUCAGUCUGCAGUGGAACAACAGUAUAGGACUAAAUGCUUUUGCUGCCUUCCUAAAAAUUAUAUGAAUAAAGGCAUCGGUGUAAAUCUGUCAUUGAUACUGUUUAUUCACCUAUUAAUGUUGAAUUUGAUCAGCAUGAUAUAAUUACCAUAGAAUGGAGUUUUUUUAUUUUAAUAAUAUAUUAAAUUAAGCAGUUCCUUUUACAGUCCCUAAACACUGAGUCCCUUUUUUAACUUA